Talpa occidentalis (Iberian mole) is the source of this 4976-nucleotide messenger RNA. RefSeq names its product ubiquitin specific peptidase 28 (gene USP28). The transcript is spliced from 27 exons. Lineage: Eukaryota; Metazoa; Chordata; Mammalia; Eulipotyphla; Talpidae. The record is from RefSeq and is a predicted model, not a curated record. Bases 541 to 3909 code for a protein of 1122 amino acids. Gene Ontology annotation, biological process: protein deubiquitination; DNA damage checkpoint signaling; regulation of protein stability. Gene Ontology annotation, molecular function: cysteine-type endopeptidase activity; cysteine-type deubiquitinase activity; protein binding. Gene Ontology annotation, cellular component: nucleus; cytosol.
GCUGAUCGUGGGGGUGCCCUGCGUCGGGCAUCUCCAAGGGGAGCCCUGCUGGAGCCCAACCCGGGGGAGAAACUUCGGGGAAGGGGCACCUUCAGUGGUUCUGUUGGUUUGUUUUUAUGUUGCGAUUCGGUUUAUGGCAAUUUGGCUUUAGACAGUCUGAAGUUAGGAACUCAAAGCCAGGAUUUAUCACACCUGGUGAAAGACCAGGGAUCCUAGUGAUCAUUUCCGAUUUCCCCUUAUUCCACCAUCUCCACCCCCUGCUUUUUGUUUAUUUAUUUGUUUUUUUAAACAGCGCCCCCCUCAAAACCCAGUUACUACUUUCAUCACUGUAGAUUUUUAAGGAGGGAGGAACUGAGGGGUGAUUGAAGAUGUGCUGAUCAUGGUUUCCUAUUCGCAGGAAGGAGAUUGAAAUCAAUACAAAGGUUUCUGGACGAGGAUGAUACAGCAUGGCAUAGUGGUUAGAAUGCAGAAUCUGGAGUCAGGCAGCCAGGGGUCAAAUCCCAGCUCCACCCCUUACUAGCAUAACCUUGUAGCUGCCAAAUGCUGUUAAAUCAACUGAGAGAAAUCACAGGCAUUCAGGACCCUUCCUUUCUUCAUGAAGCUCUGAAGGCCAGUAAUGGUGACAUCACUCAGGCAGUCAGCCUUCUCACUGAUGAAAGAGUGACGGAGCCCAGUCAAGACACUGUUGCCACAGAACCAUCUGAAGUAGAAGGAAGUGCUACCAGCAAAGAAGUGUUAGCAAAAGUUAUAGACCUUACUCAUGAUAACAAAGAUGAUCUUCAGGCUGCCAUUGCUUUGAGUCUACUGGAGUCCCCCAAAAUUCAAGCUGAUGGAAGAGAUGUUAACAGGAUGCAUGAGGCAACUUCUGCUGAAACUAAACGCUCAAAGAGAAAACGCUGUGAAGUCUGGGGAGAGAACCCCAAUCCCAAUGACUGGAGGCGAGUUGAUGGUUGGCCAGUUGGGCUGAAAAACGUUGGCAAUACAUGUUGGUUUAGUGCUGUUAUUCAGUCUCUCUUUCAGUUGCCUGAGUUUCGAAGACUUGUUCUCAGUUAUAGUCUGCCACAGAAGGUACUUGAAAAUUGUCCAAGUCAUACGGAAAAGAGAAAUAUUGUGUUUAUGCAAGAGCUUCAGUAUUUGUUUGCUCUGAUGAUGGGAUCAAACCGUAAAUUUGUGGACCCUUCAGCAGCCCUCGAUCUCUUAAAGGGAGCAUUCCGAUCACCUGAGGAACAGCAGCAAGAUGUGAGUGAAUUCACACACAAGCUCCUGGAUUGGCUAGAGGACGCGUUCCAGCUAGCUGUUAAUGUUAACAGCAACCCCAGGAACAAAUCUGAAAAUCCAAUGGUGCAGCUAUUCUAUGGUACUUUCCUCACUGAAGGGGUUCGUGAAGGAAAGCCCUUUUGUAACAAUGAGACCUUUGGCCAGUAUCCCCUUCAGGUAAACGGUUAUCGCAACUUAGAUGAAUGUUUGGAAGGGGCCAUGGUGGAGGGUGACAUUGAACUGCUCCCUUCCGAUCAUGCAGUGAAGUAUGGACAAGAGCGAUGGUUUACAAAACUACCUCCAGUAUUGACCUUUGAACUCUCAAGAUUUGAGUUCAAUCAAUCCCUUGGGCAGCCAGAAAAAAUUCAUAAUAAGCUGGAGUUUCCUCAGAUUAUUUAUAUGGACAGGUACAUGUACAGGAGCAAAGAACUUAUUCGAAGUAAGAGAGAGUGUGUUCGAAAGUUAAAGGAGGAAAUAAAAGUUCUGCAGCAAAAACUGGAAAGGUAUGUGAAGUAUGGCUCAGGCCCAGCGCGCUUCCCACUCCCAGACAUGUUGAAAUACGUUAUUGAAUUUGCUAGUACAAAACCUGCCUCAGAAAGUUCGUCUCAAAGUGACGCACAUGGGACAUUACCACUUUCCACAGUGCACUGCCCAGGUUCUGACCCGACAUCCAAGGAAAGUGCAAGUAAAGAAAACUCUUCUCAGGAUGUUGAAAGUAACUUUCCUUCUUCUGAAGAUGCUCUCCACAAGUCUAAGACAAUGAAUAAGCCUCUUCCAUCCUCCCAGUCUUCCUCAGAAAUGCCUACACAGCCAGCUCCUCGGACCGUUACAGAUGAGGAGAUGAACUUUGUGAAGACCUGUCUCCAGAGGUGGAGGAGUGAGAUUGAACAAGAUAUACAAGAUCUAAAGAAUUGCAUUGCAAGCACUACCCAGACCAUUGAGCAGAUGUACUGCGAUCCUCUCCUUCGUCAGGUACCAUAUCGCUUGCAUGCAGUUCUUGUUCAUGAAGGACAAGCCAAUGCUGGGCACUACUGGGCCUACAUCUAUAAUCAACCCCGACAAGUCUGGCUCAAGUACAAUGACAUCUCUGUCACUGAAUCUUCCUGGGAAGAACUUGAAAGAGAUUCCUAUGGAGGCCUGAGAAAUGUCAGUGCUUACUGUCUGAUGUACAUUAAUGAAAAGCUCUCCCACUACAAUGCAGAGGCAGCCCCAAAAGAAUCAGAUCAGAUGUCAGGAGAAGUGGAAGCUCUAUCUGUUGAACUUAAACAUUACAUUCAGGAAGAUAACUGGAGAUUUGAGCAAGAAGUGGAAGAGUGGGAGGAAGAGCAGUCUUGCAAAAUUCCUCAAAUGGAAUCCUCAACCAGCUCAACAUCACAGGAUUUCUCUCCCUCACCAGAGCCUUCAGUCACCUCUUCUCAUGGGGUUCGCUGCCUGUCGUCUGAGCAUGCAGUGAUUGUAAAGGAGCAGACUGCCCAGGCGAUCGCUAACACAGCACACGCUUACGAGAAGAGUGGUGUGGAGGCAGCCCUGAGUGAGCUUAAGGAAGCUGAACCCAAGAAGCCCAUGUCCCCGGAAACAAACCUUGCAGAGCAGUCAGAGCAGCUCCCCAAGGCUAAUGAUGCCGAAUCUGCUACCCAACCUAAUUCUGAGGUCUCUGAAGUCGAGAUUCCCAGUGUGGGAAGGAUUCUGGUUAGAUCUGAUGCAGAUGGAUAUGAUGAGGAGGUGAUGCUGAGCCCUGCCAUGCAAGGGGUCAUCCUGGCCAUAGCUAAAGCCCGUCAGACCUUUGACCGGGAUGGGUCUGAAGCAGGGCUUAUUAAGGCAUUCCAUGAAGAAUAUUCCAGGCUCUACCAGCUUGCCAAAGAGACCCCCACCUCACACAGCGAUCCUCGACUUCAGCAUGUGCUCGUCUACUUCUUCCAAAAUGAAGCACCCAAAAGGGUAGUAGAACGGACCCUUCUGGAACAGUUUGCUGAUAAAAAUCUUAGCUAUGAUGAAAGGUCAAUCAGUAUUAUGAAGGUGGCGCAAGCUAAACUGAAGGAGAUUGGCCCAGAUGACAUGAAUAUGGAAGAGUAUAAGAAGUGGCAUGAAGAUUAUAGUUUGUUUCGAAAGGUGUCUGUGUAUCUCCUAACAGGCCUGGAACUCUAUCAGAAAGGAAAGUACCAAGAAGCACUUUCCUACCUGGUAUAUGCCUACCAGAGCAAUGCUGCUCUGCUGAUGAAGGGUCCCCGGCGGGGGGUGAAGGAGUCAGUGAUUGCUUUAUACCGGAGAAAAUGCCUACUGGAGCUGAAUGCUAAAGCAGCCUCUCUCUUUGAAACAAAUGAUGACCACUCUGUAACAGAGGGCAUUAAUGUGAUGAAUGAGUUGAUCAUUCCCUGCAUUCACCUUAUCAUUAAUAAUGACAUUUCCAAGGAUGACCUGGAUGCCAUUGAAAUCAUGAGACACCAUUGGUUCUCUUACUUUGAGCAAGAUAUUGCAGAAAAUCUAAAGCUGUGCGUUGGGGAGUUUCUACCCAGACUUCUAGAUCCUUCUGCAGAAAUCAUUGUCUUGAAGGAGCCUCCAACUAUUCGACCCAAUUCUCCCUAUGACCUUUGUAGCCGAUUUGCAGCUGUCAUGGAGUCCAUCCAGGGGGUUUCAACUGUGACUGUGAAAUAAGCCCCACAUGCUGAAGGCCCAUUCUGGUCUUUGGUUGCCUGUCGGUUGCACAGAAGUCUGUUGUCACAGUGUUUACCUUGGGAAAGGGAUUAGGUGGAAAAGUAAGAUUCAGAGCCAGCCCCCAACUAUGUCAUGUGUGUAAAGAAGGAUUAAAAAUAAAAUUGCACUUUUUUGGUACAGAAUCAUGAAUCAGUUUUCACUGAAAAGGCAAGAACCAAUGUAUUGGAUAUUGAAUUAUGCCAGAAAACCUGCAAUGCCUUGUGUACCUACCAGAUUGCUUGGGCUUUUCUAAGCCUCUUACCACUUUUUAAAAUUAUCCUUCAGGCAUAAAUAUUUUUGACAGCAGAAUUGAAGGGUGAUUCAUCAGAACCUGAACCAGACGAACAGCUACUAGUUAUUUUAUCAAGUACAAAUGACAUUUAAAAAUUGUUAACAGCAAGAGAUGAGAAAUAAAAUCUAGCCUAGCCUGGCUCUUGAUGAGAUGACAAAAUGGGUUGCUGAUGAACCACCACCUUUUUACAUGUGGGUAGAAUAGAAGGUCAUGUGGCAGUGAGAUGCUGGAAAUUCAAAAGAAAACUGCCUCUCCUUUCUUUCUUCUCUCUUUUAUUUUCUAUUUUAAAAUAAACCAGAAAACCUCUCACUCAGUUCUGAGUGAAAGAAAGGAAAGUAUUAAGGACUUUAGACAAAAUGACAUUAUGAAACCUGCCUAAAGCUAACAUUUUGAUAGUUGUUACCCAUUUAGGUAAAAUUUUCUAGCAGCUAAAAAUUGUCAAUAACAGAUGACUAAGGCAGCUGCUGGCCCAAAAGUACAUUUUGAUGCUAUUCCCCUUUUUUGCUCUGAAAAAAUAAGGGAUGUGGGUUUGUAAAAAGAAAAAAAAUCUUUAUAUAUAUGUAUAUGUAGAGAGAGAUAUUCCCCAUUGAGCAUUUUUAAAAGACUUCAGAUUGGGUAUUGUGUUUUAGCUAAAUUUUCAGAUUACUGAGGGUCUGGUGGGAGGGAAGAAUACUUGAUACAACUAUGCAGAUUUUAUAAAUGUGCAAUAAAAGUAUUUGUUUUACCUUUGGUGUGC